CGCGCAGAUGACCUCGGUGCAAUUCCAAUUCAAGCAUUGAUACAACGUAAUCCAACGGUAGAUUGGCAGCAAGUCGAUGAUGUGAUCUAUGGCUGUGCCAAUCAAGCCGGUGAAGACAAUCGUAAUGUUGGGCGUAUGUCAGCAUUAUUGGCAGCUGUGCCAUACCAAGUGCCAGCAACCACUGUGAACCGUCUAUGUGGAUCGUCACUGGAUGCGAUUGCCAUGGCAGCUCGCGCCAUUAAAGCCAAUGAAGCAGAUUUAAUCAUUGCCGGUGGUGUAGAAAGCAUGAGCCGUGCGCCCUAUGUGAUGGGUAAGUCGGACAGUGCUUUUGGACGCAGUCAAAAGAUUGAAGACACCACCAUGGGCUGGCGUUUUAUCAAUCCAAAACUCAAAGAAUUGUAUGGUGUGGACAGCAUGCCACAAACCGCUGAAAACGUGGCAGAACAAUUCAAUAUUAACCGUGGGGAUCAAGAUCAGUUUGCGCUAAACAGCCAACAACGUACUGCGGCAGCACAAGCUCAAGGCUUUUUCAAAAAUGAGAUUGUGCCUGUCACUAUUCCACAGCGUAAAGGCGAUGCUUUGCUUGUGGAUACCGAUGAACAUCCACGUGCAUCAACCACUUUAGCCGCACUGACAAAACUCAAAGGUGUGGUCAAAGCUGAUGGUACGGUCACGGCGGGCAAUGCCUCUGGGAUUAAUGAUGGUGCAGCGGCGUUAUUGAUUGCUUCAGAUGAAGCUGUAGAAAAAUACCAAUUAAAACCACGUGGCAAAAUUAUUGCAGCAACCACGGUGGGUGUUGAACCAAGAAUUAUGGGCUUUGCACCAGCGCCUGCAAUCAAGAAACUGCUUAAACAAGCUGAUCUUAGUUUAGCGCAAAUGGAUGUGAUUGAACUGAAUGAAGCUUUUGCUGCCCAAGCUUUGGCGGUAACCCGUGAUUUAGGUUUGGCAGAUGAUGAUGUACGUGUCAAUCCUAAUGGUGGGGCGAUUGCCUUAGGUCAUCCUUUGGGUGCAUCAGGUGCCAGAUUGGUGACCACUGCCUUAAAUCAACUUGAACAGAUCAAAGGUGAAUAUGCCUUAUGUUCAAUGUGUAUUGGGGUAGGGCAAGGAAAGACGGCUCGUAAGCUG
Oppiella nova is the source of this 1125-nucleotide messenger RNA. Lineage: Eukaryota; Metazoa; Arthropoda; Arachnida; Sarcoptiformes; Oppiidae. The record is from the annotation of a GenBank genome assembly.